AUGUUUGACCCUUCGCCUCAUAUAGAAAAAUUUAAUUUUUAUGAUGAAGUAGGAAUUUUUAUCAAGCAUGGAGAUAACUUAAUAAAUAUGAUCAGCCAAAACAAAACAUAUUCAAACGUUGAAGCAAAGUUUUUUGCAUUAAAUAGCUUUGGAUAUACAUUUGAGUUUACACAAAAUGCUAUGCAAACCUUGGUUGACUGUGAAGUAAGUAGGGCUGAAGAAAUAGGAAAACACAUAACAUCUUGAAUAUUUGCAGGACUUUCAAUACUAAUUAUUUUUAUGGGGAUUUUAAUAGGAUAUGUCAUCUAUAUGAAUAGAAAUUUUGAUAAAUUUUGAAAUUUCAUAAUAAAAACUUCUCAGAGUUCUUACCUUGACCGAAGAACUACAUGCAUUGAAAGGCUUUCAAGGGUGCAUGGGAUUGACUACAAGCAGGAUAGCAGCAUAGAGUAUUAUAGAAAUAAAAAAUUUACAAGAAAAGUAAGAUCUAGAAUAUAUGUAAGGUAUUUCUGGAGACUGCUAAUAUUUUUACUUGUUGCUUCUAGCUAUUAUAUUAUUUUGAAUUUUUACUUAUAUGAUCUCUGUGAAAAUUCCUUGGUUCAUAGACCCAAGCUAUUAUUAAGCCUUAUAUCAAAAAGAGCUCUCUUAUCUCGAAUGAGCGUAUUUGCCAGAGAUAUUCCAUCUAAAAGCUCUCUAAGAUGGAUGCCAAUGUCAUAUGGACUUGCAGAUUCGAAGUUAGAAUUUCUAUCAAGCAACGAAGGGUUUAAAUUUGCAAAUUCUGAAAUAAGAAACAAAAAUUUUUUAAAAUUAUUGACAAGUGGUAUGAAGAGAAAUAUUUUUGAAGCACGGCAUACUAAUGAUUAUUAUUUACAGCAGGGAACCUACGCAGCUUCAAAUAUCAUGUAUAUAGAUGCUAAAUUUAUAUCAACCAGCACUGCAGGCACAUCAAGUGUUACUCAAUUUGCGUAUUAUAUAGGUAACGAAACCGCUCUUCAAAAUGUUAUGGGAAUUGAUUAUGAUAUUAUAGACCAUGAUUCAAAAAACGUGAUACAACGAGAACUGAAUUUAAUAAUUUAUGUGACGAUUAUAUUUUCAUCAGCUUUACUUAUGCUUUUUUUAUUUUUUUAUUUGCCGUUUAUUCAAAAUGAAAAGUGCCAGUUGAAAAAGUUAAAAGCAUUGAUAACAAUUGUACCAAGUGGCAGAACAGAUUCUAAAAGUGAAAAAAUGAUUUAA
This is a messenger RNA of Blepharisma stoltei, 1230 nucleotides long. Lineage: Eukaryota; Ciliophora; Heterotrichea; Heterotrichida; Blepharismidae. The record is from the annotation of a GenBank genome assembly.